GCAGACACCGCGCGGCGAGGGGUGCGCAGCGGAGACCCUGUUUGGUUCCUGCCGUCUACACUUUUUCCGUCCAACUUGAGGUUAUACUCCUGGGUGGAACACUCUAGACAGAUUUCGGGAAGCUGUUGCUUCCAUGUGGAGCGUGCAAUCCGGGGACGAGAGGCAGGAUAGAACUUGGCCGUAUCCACGUGUUACACCGAGGUGCGGUCCCCGCGGCACUGGGACUUCAGAUACCCUUACCCUCUAUUGUCCCUGGAUUGGGUCGCCGGAGUUGGGCGGUGGGGUCUGGAGCACAAGAAAAAGCCGAUUCGUCUCUCUCCGGACUCGGUUCCCCGUAAAACGCAAAGAAACACACUUGACAGUCUCUCUGGCCACCGAGGGAGAUGAGACAUAGAGCGCUGCGGUGGCCGAGGUCCGUGAAACCGAGUCACCUCUGGCCUCAGGUUCCCAGACUGCGGCUGUUAUGGGGCGGCUGGGGAGAGGCGGCCGCGUGGGGACGCUCGCGCGGCGCGGCUCGGGCCAGGACUACCCCUCCACCCCGCCCUGGUGUAAUAACUUGGGCUCCUCCUCCUCCGGGAACGCAGCGUAGUCCGGUGGCAGCCGCCCCUGCCACCUCCCUCUGAACUCUCCGACGAAGCAGAUGAAGCAGCGAGCCAGCUGGGGAGGGGGCUGCCCCUUGGCCCCAAAGGGUUCUCGCCUAUCCCCCUGAUCCGAUGAUGGCCGUGGACAUCGAGUGCAGGUACGGCUGCAUGGCCCCUUCCUUGCGCAGAGAGAGGUUCGCCUUCAAGAUCUCGGCGAAGCCAAGCAAACCUCUGAGGCCUUGUAUCCAGCUGAGCAGCAAGAAUGAAGCCAGCGGAGUGAUGGCCCCCACCAUCCAGGAGAAAAAGGUGAAAAAGCGAGUGUCCUUUGCAGACAACCAGGGGCUGGCCCUGACAAUGGUCAAAGUGUUCUCGGAAUUUGAUGACCCGUUAGAUAUUCCGUUCAACAUCACCGAGCUCCUAGACAACAUUGUGAGUCUGACGACAGCAGAGAGCGAGAGCUUUGUUUUGGAUUUUCCUCAGCCUUCUGCAGAUUACCUAGACUUCAGAAACCGGCUUCAGACCGACCACGUCUGCCUGGAGAACUGUGUCCUGAAGGACAAAGCCAUCGCCGGCACAGUGAAGGUGCAGAACCUCGCGUUUGAGAAGACGGUGAAAAUAAGGAUGACCUUCGACACUUGGAAAAGCUUCACAGACUUUCCCUGCUGGUACGUGAAGGACACGUACUCUAGUUCAGACAGGGACACGUUCUCCUUCGACAUCCGCUUGCCUGAGAAAAUCCAGUCGUACGAAAGGAUGGAGUUCGCCGUGUGUUACGAGUGCAAUGGGCAGACGUACUGGGACAGCAACAAGGGCAAAAACUAUCGGAUCACGCGGGCGGAAUUAAAAUCCACGCAGGGGACAGCCGAGUUGCACAGUGGGCCAGAUUUUGGAAUAUCCUUUGACCAGUUCGGAAGCCCUCGCUGUUCCUAUGGCCUGUUUCCGGAGUGGCCUAGUUACCUAGGGUACGAAAAGCUAGGACCCUACUAUUAGUGACUGCGAGUGCCAGAGGCUGGCCCAGCAGGUGCAGACAAGCCUAGCCGCCCUCACGGUGGGAGGAGAGGGAAGCCAAGAGAAUAGCCGAACUGCCGUUAGGCACAGUUUUUGAAAAGAAAGGAUCCUAUGCAGUUUUUCCUUCAACCAGCAAGCCCAGCCCGGCCUAGAUCACAGAACUGGCUUCGCGCUCAGAGGGGCUGCGGUGUGCUGGUCUGUUUGGCACCUGUGGCAGCCGCAGCAUCUGGGCAGGAUGCUGCCAGGAAGGGUCUGGACAGGAACCGGGCCUGCAGGCAGUGCUGGCGAGGCUGGAGCAUGGUGGCUUCAUAAGGACGGAACUCGGAGGGUGCCCGGGCUGGGUGGAGGAGCCACUGGGGAAAGUCAGUCACUUGAAUGUCACUGCCCCCAGCCACCUUGUGGAUCCUGGCUGUUCGUCUUUGGGUGUUCUCCACCCAGCCAGGCCCUUCCUGCCUGUUGCUGCUGUCCUGUGUCCAUGGGCUCUGCAUACUUUGUGCGCAUUUUUGUGUGUGUGUGUUUUUCUUCAACAGUUUGUCUGAUGUGCAGGAGAAGAUAAGAAAGGCAAAUCAGCCUGUCAGACCGGCACUUCCCCUUUCUGACCCAGCGUGACUGGCUCCUGGUCAGUGGCAUAGACUGUGUCUGUGACAGCAGGACAGUCAUGAGUGGGACACUUUCAGCUUCUCCUCUUGGCUUUUGGGGGAGCUUGCUAAGUACUCAGCCUUAUCCUGAGUUGCCAGACGGCUCAACGACAGGGGUGCUUUAACUCGCUCGGCGGCUCCGCACGCGUCUCCUCGUUCACACGAGGACUUUCGAUCACCUUUCCUGGAGAGUCGUCCUUUACGCUAUGUUCAGGACCCUUGGACUUGCAGAUCCACUAGCUCCCCAGAGCCCUCCGAAAAUGUCUGCUUUUAUUUUGACUGUGAUUUACAAUGUCCAGGACACUUUACGUGCACCCGGGGCUCUGACUUGGGUGUUCUUAUUUAUGGCAUGUGAGUAUGGUUAUGUGAAGCGAGGAGGGGAGAAAAACCUCACUAAGUUCUCCUCCAUCUUGCAAGUGUGAAACGUCGGACGUCGAUUGUUCUUCAGCGCGUUGGACUAAGGGGUUAAACACCCGUCGGCUUUUACUGUUGUAAGGCUCCGAGACCUUGACUGUCAGAGGGCUCCCCAGACCCUGGGACUUUCCUUGGGCGGGACUGGCUUGUACCUGGGGUGGUUUACAAUAUUUUUACAUGUGUAUUUGUAGAAGGUGGAGGGAGGGUUCUGUUUUGUUUUUGUUUUUGGAGAUUAAACAACACUCUCAGAUUCCUUUUGCCUGAUUUACUCAAGCGAGGUCUCCCUAAGGGAGGCCGGAGGCAGGCGCACAGCCCCGGGACUCUGGAAGCCGAGAGUCUCCUUCCUCUGGCACCCUCCAGGCCCCGGAGGAAGGACGUCCUGCUUCUGCAUGGGUGAGUGUCAGGCAGGGACGGAGUGUCUGGCUUGGCUCCUGGAGUUUGGUGGUGGUUGUUUUUGUUUGUUUCUUUUAUGAACUUUAAAAUGUUAUAACUUUUUAAGCGCUCUUUAAGUGGUGUUCGAUGUAAUGCUUCUUCCUAAAAAUGGCUGUUACUAGUCUGCAAUCUAGUGCUUUAUUCUUCAUUCCUCUGCCAGGUGGGCAGCCCUGAGGGAUUCCACGAUAAUAUAACUUAUGGGAAAAUCACAUUCACCUUGUGCUGAAGUUGGGCAAAACUGAUUUAUCUCAGCGUAUCUCACAUCAAGCACACAGAGAGUACUUUGUGUUACAAAUCUUGUUGAUCAGAGCCAUUAAGAGCGUAAAUCUAAACUGAAUGGAAGCAAACCUGGUUUCAUAUAGGUCGUGAAUUGAUUUUGUCUUGAGAAGUCCCCUCCCUCCCCCGCCCUCCCCUGCCCUGCCUGGACAGGUGUGAGCCGCACUUUCAUGUUACCAGACUAGAGGUAAUGAGAUCAUUCUGUGUGCCUGAGAAAAAUGCCUCGAGUGACUUCUCUGCAGUUUUCAAUAAUACAGUGAUCCUAAGACAUUCCUGUGUCAAAAUUUGAAAUAGGGUGAUUCAGCGAUAAGCAUCUCUUUUAAAACAGCUGUAAACCCUCCCUUCCCCUUCUUGAGUCCCAGGCCUCCCCUGGUUUUUGUUUUUUGUUUUGGGGGGUUUUUUUUUGCUGGCAGCUCUGGCUGCAAGCCCCCAACCAGCGCACCUGGGACCCUCUCCCACCAGGCAAGUCCUCGCCCGCUCGCUCGCAGAGACCCUGCUCCGACUGAAGAGUCUGGUGCCCGGCUCCCUGUCCGCGUCACCAUUCAGUGAGCUUGGAGCCUCUGAAGGAUACCAGCUCCUGUUUGCUAAGCAGGCUUUCUCCUUCUGUCCCCUUCUGUCCCUGACUGUCAUCAGAUGGCCUCAAGAGCUGCCUGAAUGGAACCUCUCAUUCCGUAGGUCUCCGUCUGCUCGCAGGUCUCCAUGCUCCAGAGAAAGGCAGGUUUCCAAGCUGUAGACUUCCCUGCACCUGGCCUGUGGCUUGGGCCCUCACACAGCUCUUGGCUGUGAUGACAAAUGGCCCCCAGUCCUGGGGUCCUUCCUGAGUUGCCCCAGAGGGCCCAGCCUCCUGCAGCGGGGCUGGUGGUCCGGGAAUGGGAAAGCAGCUCCAUUUUUGUUUCUUAUUUAUUCCCCAAAAUGCCUUGGGUUAGCGUUUGCAAAUUAGGUGCAAUAAAUAAGCUGGACUAUAUAAAGAUGUAAUAAAUAAGCGUUCAGUGUUUCUUGGAAGAGAUGAAGCAUUUGAGUGGGUUUCUUCCUCUCGCUCUUUUUUAGCAUUCUUGGUAUAGCAUAGCUGGUGAGAAAUAAUGGAGUUACGUAGUUCUCCACAAAUUAAAACAAUUUCAGAAUCAAUGUAGAAUUUCUUUUUUCUCUAUGAUUUAAUUUUAAUGGUGGCAAAACAAGACUCGAUGUUUUUUAAAGCUGUAAAUUUCGAACUGCUCAACGAAUUUGUGGUUUUGAUCUUUGCUUAUAAUUUGCUUUUGAAAAACAAGCAUCACUUGUAGUCACUUGGAUGUUAAAUGGGUUGUAUAUGUGUUUUUAAGCCCAAAAAGGGAUUGUUUGCUCACUUUUUAGAAAUGCCCAUUUUCUGGCUCUCAGUGGACAGGGAAUGAAAGCCUUGGUUGUUUUUUUCAUUUGUUCCCUCUUUUAAACCGCCCCCCCACGACUGGAUGUGGUUCGCCGGAGCAGGCCUCGCGGCUCUUUGCUCCAGGAGGUCCCAAUCUGCUUGUCUCUUCGGAUGUGAUCACUGACACUGCGGAGAAGUGAAACAAAGAAUGGCAUCUUACAGGGUCAUCAGAAAACACUUAGGCAGCCACUUUCCCUCCCUGAAGUGGGACACAGCCCGGGUGGGACAGGGGGCUGUGGCUCUGGGCAGCUCCUCCUCCUCGGGGUCGGAAAGCACAGCAGCCCAGGCUGUGAAGCCAGGAACGUUUUUUACAGUUCUGUUUGUUAUCAGUGCCCAGAGAUUGCUGGGCCCAGGAGGACUCCCAGAUGCCGCCAUGACAACAGUCACUAUGUGGUUUCACUUUGACUUCGAUGUGAAUGUAGAACUGAAAGCUCAGCUUCAGUGCACGCCUGCAAGUGCCUUGUCAAGGAAUUUCCACAUUUUAAAAAAAUAAAUAUUUUUGUACACAAUGCGAAAGAGGAAAUGCACUUUAAAAUCACAAGAAUGGAUGUAUUUUGUGUGGUAUAAGAGAGUGGUUUGUAACAAAUGCAAAAAUGUAAUAAAGGUAGUAAAAAACAAAA
This is a messenger RNA of Phyllostomus hastatus (greater spear-nosed bat), 5368 nucleotides long. RefSeq names its product protein phosphatase 1 regulatory subunit 3B (gene PPP1R3B). Gene Ontology annotation, biological process: regulation of glycogen catabolic process; regulation of glycogen biosynthetic process. Gene Ontology annotation, cellular component: protein phosphatase type 1 complex. The transcript is spliced from 2 exons. Gene Ontology annotation, molecular function: protein phosphatase 1 binding; protein phosphatase regulator activity; glycogen binding. The record is from RefSeq and is a predicted model, not a curated record. The coding region runs from base 714 to 1571 and encodes 285 amino acids. NCBI's taxonomy places the organism in Eukaryota, Metazoa, Chordata, Mammalia, Chiroptera, Phyllostomidae.